This is a messenger RNA of Acanthoscelides obtectus, 4999 nucleotides long. The record is from the annotation of a GenBank genome assembly. NCBI's taxonomy places the organism in Eukaryota, Metazoa, Arthropoda, Insecta, Coleoptera, Chrysomelidae.
CAAUAAUUAAUUUUCUGGGUAUGUCAUUAAUUAGACUGAAAAAUGUUCCUAACAUUAAACAAAAUGCUGCACGAAAGCUAAUUGAUCAUCAGGAUACUAAAUUUCACUUCUCAGGUAAUAAAAAGUGUAAUGCUCGGUCUUAUUGAUCACAUACAUCCCCAAUUAUAAAUAUUUUUUCGACCGAUUGAGCGAUAUUUAGAAGUCGUGCCGUCAGUUUGAAUGCAAUGUUUCAUAAUGUCUCCUUAAAAAUAUGCUAAUGGAAGAUAAAUACUAUAGAAUACUAUAGAACUGGCCAAACAGAGAUUAAAAACUUUUUUGAAUAAAGAAAAUCCCAAUCAAAUAACAACGUGUCAAACUACUCUUCCAAUUUUAUUGAUUCUAGCUGUAUUCAUUGCUUUGGUAAUUUCAGAUAAUAUGGACAGAAAAACAAAAAUUAUGUUGAAUGCACUCAAUAUAAAGGACAGGAGUUGCAUUGAUUUCCUGAAAGUUCCUAAAUAUGAACGACUUGGAACCACCCAGAACGAACAAGAUUUGUGCAUUCAAAGUAAGUUCUGAAUAAGUUUUUUCAUAAAUAAAACCGAGUUAUUGUAAGUAGCCGUUGACUGUACAGGGUUACUGAUUAGAAAUUGUGCACGUCUCUUUUUUCAUUGUUUGAAAUACAAAUUUACAUUUUUUACCAAUUGCAAGGAAAAUAGCGUAUUUUUAUAAAAAUAGCGGACAUAUAACAAGGUUUCGCAAGAGACUGGGAUACAACUAUGUUAGGUUUUUUUGUUUGAUUUCGUGACAGAUUUUACAUACUUUUUGGAACAUACUGUUGGUCUAUUUGAAUUCUUUUUGAAUUAAGGGCAUUUGAAAGGUGAUAUUUCUGGGCACUUUGAAUCCUCACAACGCCUGAACAGUUUGACUUCGAGCAGAAUAACAUCCGGUCUAGUUUUUGAUAAGCUUUCACCUAUAAUAAUGAGUGAAACAAAAGUAAUGAUACAUACUUCGUUUUAUGGCAUUUUUAUUUUGCUCUAACAAUAAGAUUGUUGAGGGGUUAUGAGGAUUUAGAGUACCAAAACUGUUAUUUAUCAAAUGUCGAUGAUUUAAAAACAAUUGAAGAUAGACCUGCGGUAUGCUUAAUGAUAAAUAUUUCAAAUUCCUCACAUAAUCCAAACAUUGUGUAAUAUAUAGGCAGUUCCAUUGAAAAAUUAUUACGGCCUUUUUGGGGAAUUCUGUAUAACACUUUUUCUAUCUUUACAAAAAUACAUUGUUUACUUUUAAAAACUACGGUACAUAAUUUACUUCUGUGUCUCAAGAAAUUUUAGUGAGGUCAAAUUAUUCAUUGACAUUCAAGUUUGGAAAAUAACUGGAAGUAGUAAUUUAUGAAUUAUUUGCGAAACUUUGAUUUAAUCAAUAGCCCUAGAACUCUUUAAUUGAAAAGCAAAUUUUGUAAAUUGUUGAUUAAAAUUAUAUUAAAGAAUGAACAGAUAUAUUAAAGAAUGAACAAAUUGUUUUGGGCAAAUAGAUAAAGUCACUAAAACUUGGUUCAAGCAAUACUUUUGGCUGCAGAAAUAUCUUGGAUAGCCACUGCAUUGUCGGUACUGAAAAGACUUAAUUUAAAAAAAAUUAUAACAUUAAACAUUUUACUUCACAGGAUCCCAAGAACUAUUUGGGAACGUAACAAGUCAAACAAGAACACCUGCUAUAAAAAUUCAUACUCCAGCAUAUCCUCCACCGAAAAGGUGUAUAACACAAGACUACAGAAGGUUAAAAAAAAUCUCUUUGAAGAAGAAUACCUAUAAGUCCGCAAGAACACUUUAGAAACCUCCAGUCUGGUGGAAUAUCACCUACAAUUGAUGUAGUAUCUACUAGUGAUGAACAUUUUGAUGCUCAUGGUAGUAGUAGUAGUGAGCAUGCUUCAGAAGAAAAUGAAGCUUAUAGUAGUGGUACUGAAUACAUUCCAGAUACUCCCUCGGUUUCAUCAGAUUCUGGGAGCGAACCUGGCAACAGUUUUAUCCAAAAGACGACCAUUUAUGUAAUAAACAGGUAUAUUGUGAUGCCAGUUAAUUAUAAAUCUUACAACCCCGUAAGUCACAAAUAAUAUUGAUACACCAGGUGCUUUAGAAUACUAUCUGAAAUGAACAAAAUAUAAUUUAUAAAGAGCGGUUUUUGUGAGAGGAGCUUAAUGCAACAUGCCCUGCUACAAUUUUGAGUAUAUUAUAGAGAGAUCGAAAUUUUCAUAUGUUUGGCGCUAUGAUCGUUGUUUUGUCCAAUAAAAUGUGAGUUUUGAAGGUUAAAAAAAGCUAUAAUAAAUGUUUUGUUUCCAGGAAGAAAUAUCUGAUCCAUAUACUGAAAAAGUUACAUUUUCGGGCCGCACUGUUGAACCAAUUCUGCCAUCAGAAGAAAACCCUUCCAAUAAUUUUGGGAUAUAUAAACAGGAUGGUGAAAUGCGCAAGGGAAAGAAAAAGACAGAUUUCUGUUUCUUUUGCGAGACUCCAGUGUUAAAUUUUGCCAGACAUAUAACACGCAACCACCCAUCAGAAAUCGAAGUCCAAGAAAUUCUGCUACAUCCAACUCGUAGUAUAGUAAGAAAACAGCUCUUGGACCGUUUAAGAAAAAAGGGAAACUAUAUAAAUAGUAGUGUCGCGUGUAAGCCAGUCCAAAGUUUGCGCUCAGCAAAAGAUCUUUUGCCUUGCGAUAAUUGCCUUGGUUUUUACUCUAGAAAUUGUGUCUGCCCAAAAUUUAUUGGUAUCUAGCUUGAGAAUUGAUCUAAAUUUGAAAAAGACGGUUUUUCCCAGGAUGAGAGCGGAUGAAAUAUCUCUCGUUGCAAAAAGAGAUCCACUUAUUUGUGCUUAUGGAGCAAGGUACAUGAAAAUUCACCGAGAAAAGCAUUUCAUCAACGUAACAUCUAGGAAAAUGCGAGAAAUUGCUCGAUUUUUAAUCGAAAUAGAAAAAAUGGAGCCAAAUAUUCAUUGUCUCUUUGAUGCUCUGAAACCUAAAUAUUUUGAUACAAUUGUUGCUGCAACAAAAGCAGUGGCAAAAUAUGACGUAGAAAAGGAUAAAUUUGAAUCACCAACCUACGCUAUGAAUAUGGGCACGAAUCUGAAGCAAUGUGCGGAGAUAGCUAUUAUAUUUGCUCUGAAAAGGAAACAAAUCGCCUUAACAGUUUCAUCUGCUGAAGCAGAGGCAGAUUUAAAAACUUUGAUAAAAGUCAUUGAGUCACAAUGGCAAUAUGAGAUUUCUAGCCAGGCCGCCAGUGAUAUAAAUAUUAACAAGUGGAAUAAAGUUACCCUAGUGCCACUUGCCAGUGACUUAAAACUGUUCAAGGAAUUUUUGAUAACGACGGCAAAUUCUGCCGCAACUGCACUUCAGAACGACGGCGACGGGGACGUUAGCCAAUACGUACUUCUUUUGGAGUCUAUAUUCUGCCGUGUGAUUUUACUUAACCGAAGACGUCCAGGUGAACUGCAAAGACUGACACUGGACAAUUAUCAAAUAUUGGAGAAAAGCGAUUCCAGCUCAAAUUAUGAAGAGUUCUCCGAGGUUGUUUCUCCAACUGAACAAAUUCUACUCAAAAGAUUUAAAAGGAUAGUAAUAAGAGGUAAAAGGGGACGAGGAGUACCGGUUCUUUUUAGUCCCGACAUUCAAGGACACAUAAAUAUUUUAAUUAAAAUACGCAACAAAUUUGUUAGUGAAAAAACCCAUUCCUAUUCGGUAAUGCUAAAUCAAAUGAACCUAUAUGUGGUUAUAAGGUUCUGAAGAAAUUCGCACUGGCAUCUGGGGCAAAGAACCCAUCAGCUAUUACAGCAACUAGACUCCGGAAGCAUUUGGCUACUCUCACACAAUUAUUUGAUAUGUGUGAGAAUGAUUUGGAGCAGCUGGCUAGUUUUAUGGGACAUACCAUUGGCGUACAUCGGGAAAACUAUCGUUUACCAAAUGAUGUAUACCAAACAGCCAAGAUUUCAAAACUUCUGCUUUUAAUGGAAAAGGACAAGCUGCUCAGUUUAAAGGAAAAGCCCUGAAUGAUAUUAAUUUAAAUUUGGAAGAAGACUUGAUGCUUGCUAACGAAGAACAAAGCGAACGUUGUGAAUCGCCAUCUUUGCAUUCCGACGUUCCAGAACCGUACAGUUCAAAAAUUCCAGAGAAGAAAAAUGAAUAUCUUCCUAAGAAAAAUAAACGAGUACUCAUUAAGUGGACCGAUGAACAGAAAAAAAUUGUUAUAAAUUUUUUUGCAAAUCAUAUAAAAAACAGAAAACCACCGAAACGAAAUGAAUGCGAGGAAUUGAAAAGGCUCCAUACCGAAAUAUUCUCGAAUAAAGAUUGGCCGAAAAUUAAAGUAUUCGUCCAAAACCAGUAUCAUAAAUAUAAUAACAAAUGAAGGAAUUUUGUUUUACUUUUCAAGGGUUCCUAUGAGAACAGAUUCUGAUUUUAUUUUUGUAAGUGUUGUAUAACUAUUUUCUACACCUUACUUUUGCCUGUUCUUAUUUAAGAAUAAUAAAGUGUAUUCUAUGUAACAAGGUAUUUUUCUACAUCCAGCAUUUUCAUUCAUAAAAACUUAAUGCACUACCCCUUGUAUAAUGUAAUUUGUAAAACUUAUCAUGUGGUUAUAUCUGUUAUUCAUUUCGCUUUGCCUGGCUUCAUACUAAAAGCACAUGUAACGUCGUAGGAAAUAUAGGAAAAAAUGAAACACAGUGUGUCCCCAGAAAAAAAACUUUAUUCUUCUUUUGAUCCAUUUUAUUGUCAAAAUUAGCUUUCAAAAAGCAUAUAAUUUUAUUUUGAUAACCGCCAUGUGAUAAAACUCCAAACGCCAUCUACUGGUAAGACAUUUUCUGAUUCUUUAUUAACAACUUUUUAUUUACAAUUUUAUAUUACAACAAGGGCACUUACCUGCUUCAUGUCCAUUUGAUUUGAAGUUAAAACAAAAUCCUUUGUACCUCUUCUUAGGUGUCCGAUGUCUUCUUCCUUAUGGGGUUAUUACUGAUAGUCCACAUAUGGCUCUUGCGAAGCGUUUUUUCCU